Messenger RNA from Sarcophilus harrisii (Tasmanian devil), 987 nucleotides. Its product is annotated as tripartite motif-containing protein 43-like. NCBI's taxonomy places the organism in Eukaryota, Metazoa, Chordata, Mammalia, Dasyuromorphia, Dasyuridae. The record is from RefSeq and is a predicted model, not a curated record. Gene Ontology annotation, molecular function: zinc ion binding. The transcript is spliced from 7 exons. Bases 1 to 987 code for a protein of 328 amino acids.
AUGGCUGAUGAAGUACAAGAAGAUCUCUGUAUUAAUUGCUUGAAAGAAGACAUUAAUCUAAUCAGAGUUGAAUGUGGACAUAAUAUCUGUAUGUCUUGCUUCAGGAACAAAACUGCUCCACCUUUAUGUUGCACUAUAUGCUGGGAAUUCUCCCAGCUAAGAACUCGAGUUGAUAUGGCCAUGUACCCUGAAGGAGAAGGCAUGUGUGAGAUACACAGGGAAGACCUCAAGUUAUUCUGUGAAAGGAAGAAGACCCUGCUUUGUGUGACCUGUUCUAAGUCAGGAAGUCAUGAUAACCACAUACACUGGCCCAUUGCAGUGGCUGCUCUGUGCUACAGGAAGAAGAUUCUAUGGCAAAUAGAAGUCUUGAACAGAAAGCUCAAAAUAGUUCAGCAAAUUCUAUUAAACGAAAAGGAGCAACCUCUGGUCUGGGCUGUGGCAUGGAAUUUUGUGGGGAAGGAGAACAAAAAGUUCAAUGAGCUAAAUCAAAGGCUGAAGGAAAUAGAAGCCAUACAAGAACAUCAUAUCAUGCAGAAAAAGAAGGAAUGGGAGACCAUGAUGUCCAACCAAAAUAGAUGCCUAACAUCUGUGAUUACAGAGCUGGAGGAAAAGUUGCACAAGCCAGAUGUAGCAGUGCUACAGGAUAUGGCAGAAAUCUUGGAAAGCAAUUGUAUUCGGCUGAAUUUGCAACCUUUCAUAACAAGAUUGGAUGUUUCUUAUAUCACUGAGGUGAUCGAAUUUUUAAAAGUCUUUGAAAGACAUAGACUGUCAGAGAGAUGCCAUUUCUAUGAUUUGUCUGAGGAGAAAAAGAGGGCAAUCAGAAUUGUUCCUGGCUUCUCAGCCCUCUCAAUUGCUUCUUUUACCCAGGAAAUCUUGAGAUUAUGUCUCUCUCCAAAUGGCAGGAAUCUGAGCCCAGGGGGAAGCUUCAAGACUGUCCCAGCAUUCAAUGUGUGCCCUCUCAGUGAUCCAGAGCGCAUGGACUCCUGA